AUGACGUCAAAAUUGGAUAGCACCACUAGUGUAAAAUGGGAAGAGCACAAGAAUUCUCUCGCGGACAUGCCUACGCUGGAUAACUUCCAUUCUUUCCUAAAAGGUCGUGCAGAUGUCCUUGAAACCGUUCAGCGGAAUAAACAGGACAAGUCAUUUAAGCGUCAAUCGGACGCGCCUGUUUUACCGCAGCGGCCUAAACCUAGUCUGCCUAGCGUUAAAACCUUCAUGGCUCAAACCAGUGAACCCUCAGGUUCCAAGCCACUUCAAUGCGUGAGUUGUGGCGGCGAACAUCGUAUUUUUGACUGUGCGUCUUUCAAGGCCAAAUCGUCUGAGGACAGACUCGCUCAGGCAAAUACUCUAAAAUUAUGUCACAACUGUCUUAGACUAGGGCAUGAUGUUCGACGCUGCAGGUUGCCAGGCAGCUGUCGUUCAUGUAAGCAGCGUCACAACACACUUUUGCAUCAAGAAACUGGGCCUAGUGAAGAUGCUAUUCAAGUCAACCUUUCAAAGUUGAAUCUGCCAACCCCGUCUAAGGGUCUACUUGCAACAGCUUUGGUCAACUUGGUAAAUCCGACAACAAAGAAGGUAGUUACCGCGCGUUGCUUUCUUGACAACGGCUGUGAGUCGUCGUUCAUCACUCAAGACAUCAAACAACGGUUAGGCUUGAAGUCUAUUACACCUAACAAUCUUACUCAGAACCUAGAGGGUGUAUGUGACAUUGAAGUUCGUAUCAAGGUCGAUCGUUGUAUUCUAGAAAUUCAGUCUCUUCGAAGUUCCUUCAGUGCCAUCUUGACGUGCACAGUCUUGCCACAGAUAACCAAACCUAUACCAAAGGUCAGCUAUGACGUCAGCCAUCUCAACCUAGCUCCCUUCGAACUUGCAGAUCCUAACUUUAACCAAUCGUCCCCAAUCGACAUUCUCGUAGGUUCUGACCUCUUUUGGGACAUAUUAGGAUCUCAGCAACAAUCUUUAGGUGAUGGCAAUCCUAAAUUACGGAGCUCUAAAUUAGGAUGGAUAGACGAGCCCGACUGCUUGGGUGACUCAUACACAGCAGCCAAGAAGCGAUUUCUUCAUCUAGAACGUCGUUUUAGGAAGCAGCCAGAAGUCAAGGAACGUUAUUCCAAGUUCAUUCACGAAUAUGAGGAACUUGGCCAUCUUUCUCCUUCGACCAUUCCGAGGCCUCCCAAUGCGUUCUUUUUGCCCCACCAUCCUGUCAUCAAGGAGAAAAGUGAGUCUACUAAAUUGCGGGUUGUCUUUGACGCGUCUGCGCGCACAUCCUCUGGACUCUCUGUAAAUGACCUGCAGAUGGUGGGAGCUACGAUUCAAGACUCACUCUUCAACAUUCUAAUUCGAUUUCGGCAAUAUCGCUAUGUUCUUUCCGGAAACAUUGAGAAAAUGUACCGCCAAGUCUUGGUUCACGAGUCUCAACGCGAUUUGCAGCUCAUACUAUGGCGUGAUGACGAGUCUCAGCCUUUGCGGACUCUAAGACUGAAUACAGUCACGUAUGGGUUCGCUAGCGCUAGCUUCCUCAGCACUCGUUGCAUCUGGCAGAUUGGUGAAGAGUGUCAAGAUCCUCUAGUCAAAACGAUUAUCCAGAAAGACUUCUACGUCGAUGAUCUUUUGACUGGUCAUGAUGAUGAAGAGCAACUUCGCUUUAUUCAGAAGUCUGUCUCUCAAAGCUUAGCCGCAGGAUGCUUUCCUUUAAGAAAGUAUAGGUCUAAUCUACCUUCUAUACUCGCUGCGGAAGUCAACAAUACCGACGGCAAUCUGAUGCUCAGUUCUUCCACUGACACCCUUGGUCUUAACUGGGAUCCAUCAGUGGACAUCCUACGUUUCUCCAUUGAAAUGAACCCAGUCGAAACUCUAACCAAGCGGAGUAUACUUUCAUCAACGUUUAAAAUAUUUGACCCGCUUGGUCUAGUCUCUCCUUGCACAAUCAUACCCAAACUUAUCAUUCAAAGUUUGUGGUCCUUGGGGCUAAAUUGGGAUGAUCCUGCUCCUCAAGACAUACAAACUACUUGGCAGAAGUUUGCUGACAAUAUCAAGAGCAUCUCCGAGCUGUCGAUCCCUAGGCGAGUAUUGAUUGACAACUAUGUAACGGUAGAAAUGCACGUCUUCUGCGACGCCUCUCAAAAGGCGUAUGGAUCAGCUGUUUACCUGCGAUCUCUAGACGCUGAAGGUCGAGUCUUAGUGCGUCUUUUAUGCGCUAAGAGCCGAGUUGCUCCAAUAAAACCAGUGAGUAUCCCGCGUCUAGAAUUAUGCGGCGCCCUUCUUGCAGCUCAAUUGAGUGUCUCAGUGACUGGUGCCCUCCGUUGUCAAAUAUCGCGUCAUGUCUAUUGGACUGACUCAAGCGUCGUGUUAUCGUGGCUAAACACAAGCUCAAACAAAUUAAAAACAUUUGUGGCUAACAGGGUUAGCGAGAUAGGAGAACUAACUGAUGUGACUGCUUGGCGCCACGUUCCUACUUUGGAAAAUCCAGCAGAUCUGCUAUCUCGCGGCGUUGAACCAAACCGCAUUGCCAGCUGCUCCGCUUGGUGGCAAGGACCUACUUUCUUGCAAGGCUGCGAAGAAUCCUGGCCUUCGCUGAACUCCAUCCCCAAGCAGGAUCCGCAAGAGCUGCCAGAAUUGAAGGUGAAUACCGUCACAAUCACGGAACCUUUCAUUCCCUUCUCCAACUUUUCGAAACUGCGUCGAUUGCAGAGAGCCUUAGCGUUCGUCUACAGGUUUAUUAACAAUUGCCGAGACCCUAACAACAAACUAUCCGGUCCGCUCCAAGUUAGUGAACUAAACAAAUCAUUUGACGCUCUAGUCAAGUUCUCUCAAAAUGAGUCUUUUGGUAAUGACAUAAAGCUAUUAGAGAAUAAACAAACCCUUAAUCGACGAUCAAAUAUUCUCUCACUCGAUCCCUUCCUUGAUACUCAAGGUAUCCUUAGAGUUGGUGGCCGCUUGGCAGGUGCUUCGGUGUACACCUUCGAUAAAAGGCACCCUAUAAUUUUGCACGCGAACCACCACUUUACUAAGCUGCUCUUUCAACAAGAGCAUCAGCUAUUAUUUCACGCUCCGCCACAGUUAUUGCUAGGUGCCAUAAAGGAUCGCAUAUGGCCUAUAGGCGGAAGAAACUUAGCUAGGCGUACUUAUCACAUUUGCUUCAUUUGUAGGCGUUUUAGAGGUAAGACUCUUACCAAUAAAAUGGGCAAUCUACCCGCUGAGAGAGUUACUCCCGACUACCCAUUUUACACAACUGGCACUGACUUUGCUGGUCCAUUCUUAAUUACCGAUCGUAAAGGCCGAGGAUGCAGGAUAACCAAAGCAUAUCUUUGUAUUUUCAUCUGCUUCCGUUAUAAGUGCAUCCAUCUUGAAGCAGUGAGUCAACUUUCAAAAGACGCGUUCACUCUAUGCCUCCAAAGGUUUAUUUCCCGUCGCGGCAAACCUAAACAAAUCUUCUGCGACAAUGGUAGAAAUUUCGUUGCAACCGCUAGAGAAAUCAACGAAUUUCUAAAACUUAAUACGGAUGGUAUUGUCGAUUUUGCGGCCGAUAAGGGCAUUGAAUUUCGCUUCUCUCCAGCAUACGCUCCUAACUUCGGUGGGCUGUGGGAGGCCGGUGUUAAAUCGGCUAAAUUUCAUUUGAACAGGGUUUUAGGCAACGCCCACCUAACGUUCGAAGAACUAUCUUCCUUAUUCAGUCAGAUCGAAGCCAUCCUUAACAGCCGUCCCCUUUGUCCUUUGAGCUCAUCACCCCAAGAUUUCGCUCCUCUCACCCCGGGACACUUUUUGAUAGGUAGGCCACUCACCGCGUUACCUUCGCCGUGCCUACUAGACUCCAACACAAAUCGCCUCGACAGAUUCCAGCGUCUCGAACAGAUACGGCAACAUUUUUGGAAACGCUGGAGCUCUGAAUACGUCCCUGAACUGCAGCAGCGCACGAAGUGGAAGCUCAGGUGUAGGGACCUCAAACCAGACGACCUUGUCCUGCUAAAGGAAGAUCUCACGCCUCCACUCAACUGGCGUCUCGGCAGGAUUGCACGAAUCUUCCCAGGCACUGAUGGCAUCCCUCGAGUCGCCGAUAUUUCCACAGCUCGAGGCACCGUUCGUCGAGCCAUCAACCGCAUCUGCUUACUCUCGUCCCCAGAUGACGCAGAGUCUUGA
This is a messenger RNA of Leguminivora glycinivorella, 4146 nucleotides long. RefSeq lists its product as uncharacterized. Gene Ontology annotation, biological process: DNA integration. Lineage: Eukaryota; Metazoa; Arthropoda; Insecta; Lepidoptera; Tortricidae. The record is from RefSeq and is a predicted model, not a curated record. Bases 1 to 4146 code for a protein of 1381 amino acids. Gene Ontology annotation, molecular function: nucleic acid binding. The transcript has 2 exons.